Molecule: messenger RNA, 4381 nt
Organism: Sinocyclocheilus rhinocerous
Lineage: Eukaryota; Metazoa; Chordata; Actinopteri; Cypriniformes; Cyprinidae
Product: RIMS-binding protein 2-like
Exons: 25
Coding region: 468-4256 (1262 amino acids)
Biological process (GO): neuromuscular synaptic transmission
Molecular function (GO): protein binding
Source: RefSeq, a predicted model, not a curated record
GUCAUGCCCGGGCCCAAAAGAAGCUGAAGCAGGAGGCCCAGCCGUUGCACCUGGCCUCUCACGCAGCUCACCAUGUGAAUCGCUGCCGCCUCCUAGAGGAAAAGAACAGAGCUCUUAAACUAGAGCUAGCCACUCUCAGACAGCAGAAACAGCAACACAGAUCUCUGGAGUCAGAGGUCAACGAGCGGAGGAAAAGGUGUCAGAUCCUUGAGAGAGAAGUGAAGAAUAAGACAUUAGAAUGUAAGACUUUGAAGAAUGAGCUUCAGGAUGCUUUGCUGGAGAGAAAACGGCUCAAUCGUGAGCUUCUUAGUCAUAUCCUGAAGGCCACACAGUAUGAGAAGGUAAAGUCAGACUAUGAUCAGCUCAGAAAGGCUUUUGGUUGUGUGAGUCAAGAGAGAGACACUGCCAGGCAGGAGAAGGCUCAGCUCCAAGACAAACUGGAGAACCUUGAACAGGUCCUGAAGCAUAUGCGAGAGGCUGCAGAUCGGCGGCAGCAACUGGAGGCAGAGCAUGAGAAGGCCUUGGCUUUCCUCAACUCCAGACAGCAGGAGAUCAACCUUCUGCAGAAGGUUCAGGCUGAAGCUGAAAAAGAGCACGAAGAAGUGGUGCAUCUGCUAGAGAGCCAUAUGGACAAAAUGCAGGUCAAGGUUCAUGACUUAGAGCAGAAAUGCCGGACACAGAGUGAGCAGUGCAAUAUUUUGUCGAAAGAACUGGAAAAAUAUCACCUGGGGUCAGACGUGGAGGAUACACUCGACGCUGACUCACAGGAGAAAAACUUGUGCAACAGUUACAACAGCCUGCAGCGCCAGGCCGAAAAAAGUGAUGAGAGAUCUGACAGAUCUCCACUGGUCUCAGAACUGCCCAUAGUACAGCAACACAAGACAGACAAGCCAGAGCAGCUGUCGGUCAAACCCACCGUCCAAACCCAGAGUCGAUCCAGCAGCCCCAUGCAAGCAUCCCUCUCAGAGAUGGACAAUGAGGUGAGCCCAGCUCCGAGAUCCAAGACAAGAUACACAGGCCAGGUCCGUCUCUGCACUGCCCGAUACAGUUAUAAUCCCUAUGAUGGACCUAAUGAGCAUCCAGAAGCAGAGCUCCCUCUUGUGGCAGGGAAGUAUUUGUACGUAUAUGGAGGAAUGGACGAUGAUGGAUUUUAUGAAGGAGAGCUAUUGGAUGGCCAGCGUGGCCUGGUUCCCUCUAAUUUUGUGGAGUUUGUCCAAGACAAGGAAAAGCCAUCUAUCGAGGGUGGAGAGGAGCAGGGCAGGCUGGAGCAGAGCUGUCUGAGCCUGGUGACCAUAGAUGGAGGCGCUCCUCUGGACAGCCUUAGCAGCGACGCCCUCGGCCACUGCAGCAACGGGACAGGCGCUCUGGAUGGAGAGGAGCUGAGUGAUGACAUCGUGCCUUACCCCAGGAAGAUCAAUCUGAUCAAACAGCUGGCGAGAAGUGUGAUAGUGGCCUGGGAAGCGCCUCUAGUGCCACUUGGCUGGGGCAACAUCAACGGCUACAAUAUCUUAGUGGAUGGGGAAGUACGUUCCUCUGUGCCAUUUGGAGGCAGGACCAAACUGCUUCUCGAAAAGCUGGACCUGGCUGCCUGCACAUACCGUGUGUCGGUACAGAGCGUGACGGACAGGGGGCUUUCUGAUGAAUUGCGCUGCACCUUGCUGGUGGGCCGCAAUGUUGUGGUGGCACCCACCUGUCUGCGCAUGGAUGAUAUUUUACGUGACUCUGCUGAACUUUCGUGGCUGCCCAGUAAUAGUAACUACGCCCAUGUUGUGUACUUAGAUGGCAUGGAGCAUGCCGUGGUUAAGCCGUGCUCUUACAAACUGCGUUUUGUGAACCUGAAGGCCGCCACAGUGUACAAAGUAAAAGUAUUGGCCAAACCUCACCAGGUGCCCUGGCACAUGCCUCUGGAACAGAGAGAGAAGAGAGAGGCUGGGGUGGAGUUCUGCACCCAAGCUGCAGGACCCCCUCUGCCUCCUCAAGAAGUCCAGGUCCAGUGUGGACUAGCCCCAGGAGUCCUCCAAGUUCGUUGGAAGCCACCUCCAAUGACACCCAUGGGAACCUCCAAUGGUGCAAAUGUCAUUGGCUACGCAGUGUGCACAAAGGGUCAGAGGAUUGCUGAGGUGUUGUAUCCACUGGCAGACUAUGCGGCAGUAGAACUGAACCGUCUCCAGUGCUUGGAGGCCCGUGAGGUUAUUGUCAGGACUUUAUCAGCACAAGGGGAAUCUCAAGACUCCCAUGCCGCCUUCAUUCCAAACCACCUGCUGGUGCCUCUUCCUAAAACCCUCCCUUCUUCUCACCACAUACAAUCACCUCUCCCACCCCAGCAGUCCCAACCAAUGCCUCCUCAUCCCCAAAUCCGGGCCCUUCCCCCUCACCCUGGACCACAACCACCCACCCAUCUUCAACCCCUUCCCGUUCGCCCCAACCAGCCCCCAUCUCAUCUCCAUCCCCACCGUAUGCCCCAUCCCACACAGCCCUCUCCACCCCCCCUCCAGCCUUUACCACCACACCCCAUCCCUCAACCCCAGCCCAGCAUCUCAAUGCCCCAGCCUCAGACGUCCAUGCCCAUGCCCAUGCCCCAACCCCAGCCCCAGCCACCCAUGCCAAUGCCUCAGCCCCAACAGCCCAUGGCCAUGCCCCAACCGGCCAUCCCCAUGCAUCAACCCCAGCCAGCUAUCCCGAUGCCCCAGCCUCACAUUCCCCAACUGCCCCUUCCCCAACCCCAAAGACCACUAAGUGCCAGAGAGCUGGAAACCAAAGAGCCAGGGCCAGAAAUGCUUCAUCAUGGAGGGGGCCCACCUCAGCCAUGGGAGCCUGGCUGCUCCCCAUCAGGCAUGCCCACAGGCCUGCCACAUGGACACACCCUGGAUGCCCCGGCCUUCCCGAACCACCGCUCCCCGUCACCUCAAAGGAUCCUCCCCCAGCCCAGGGGUACACUCAUUCCUGACACUGUGGCCAAGGCUAUUGCCCGAGAGGCAGCCCAAAGAGUGGCUGCAGAGAGUGGACGGAUGGAGAGGAGAAGCCAGGGCUUUCACUCUCAAAAUUCAGAUGAGGAAGAGGAUGAGGAAAGCUAUCAGGCCCACAGAAGAGGAGCAUCUGUGGAUGACUUCCUCAGGGGCUCAGAGCUGGGCAGGCAGUCUCAUUACAGUCACAGCGAAGAGUACCAUACAGAGAGCAGUCGAGGCUCGGACCUCUCGGACAUCAUAGAAGAGGACGAGGAGGAGUUGUAUUCUGAAAUGCAGCAUGAAGAAGGCAGGCGACGAAACUCCCACAAUGCACUCAAGACCGGAGGCAGCACUCCAUCUUCGAGUCAGCUGGAUCGGGAAUCAUACCGGAAGCCAUCUCACAGAGGUCCUCAACCUCAGCGCCAACCCCUCAUGGUCCCAUCCAUUGGUCAGUGCUCUCCCAAUGGAUACCGGGACCGAAGCCGCCGCUCUCCCCCGUACUAUGAUGAGUCUGAGCAGGAGGAUCCGUUUCGAAUCUUCGUGGCGCUCUUCGACUAUGACCCUCUCUCCAUGUCCCCUAACCCUGAUGCAGCUGAUGAGGAGCUCCCUUUUAAAGAGGGACAGAUAAUCAAGGUGUAUGGGGAUAAGGAUAAUGAUGGCUUUUAUCGUGGGGAGAUCCGGGGCAGGUCUGGACUUAUUCCCUGUAACAUGGUGUCGGAAAUCCGUGCAGAGGAUGAUGAAACUAUGGAGCAGCUCAUGAAACAGGGAUUCCUCCCUCUCAACACUCCUGUAGACAGAAUAGAACAAAAUAAGAGAGGUCGCCACCCAGUGGCCACAAGACGAAUGGUUGCCCUGUAUGACUACGACCCCAGAGAGAGCUCGCCAAACGUUGAUGUUGAGGCUGAACUGACAUUCUGUGCUGGCGAUAUCAUUGCUGUUUUUGGGGAUAUAGAUGAAGACGGCUUCUAUUAUGGUGAGCUUAAUGGACAUCGGGGCUUGGUUCCAUCCAAUUUUCUCGAAGAAGUGCCUGAUGACGUGGAGGUCUAUCUGACGGACACUCCCUCCCACCGCGGUCAGGACGAGCCCAAUCCGGUACCGGCACUGCGCCCAGAGACCAAACGGGUGCCUGUGGAAAGUUCAGUGCCAGCUCCGGCCCCUGGAAGACCCGCCUCUCCCACUGUGCGUCCUUUGCUUCCCGUUGGCCCAGUCAGGUCGCUGAGCCCUGCCAGGGGUCCACGAGACCUGACAUCUAAAAAGAAAAAAGGACUGCUCUCUAAGGGGAAGAAACUGCUCCAAAAGUUCUCAAAGUAAAAGUAUGAGAUUGAUUUCAAAUUCAUAUGGCUACAAAUACAGAUUUCUCUCUCAAAAGGGAAACCACCAAUCCCCAGUGUUUCAGAAAAGUCUACGGUGAUUUUUUUUUCCUCACACACACAAAA